AAAUGUUUGAUGUUUGGAUAAAAUGUAAAUAUAAUAAUAAUAAUAAUAAUAAUAAUAAGCUUGUCCCAAUAUUGCAGCAGCUGGAAUUCAACCUCCACAACGAUGGUUUGAUCAUCAACACCAAUCUUUAUCUCAAAUUGCAUCUAAUCGUGAAUGGGCUGUGUUUGCGUUAAGCCCACCGCCGCCUCCGCGGCGACGGGGAAUCGGAAUCCACGGCCAAGCAGGUUUCCCACCACGGCGUCGGCGCCGCCAAGCUGGUUUUCCGGUGAUCAAAAUACUACUGUCCAAGUCCACAGUUCACCCAAAUUUCGAGGAGGCAAGAUGAACCAUACCCCUAACCACCCAGGCGCUUGGACGGUCCCCGGAGCCACCGCUGGCGAGCACAUCGCCGCCGGUUGGCCUCCGUGGCUGGCGGCGGCGGCCGCCGGCGAAGCUGUCAGAGGAUGGGUUCCCAGAAAGGCCACAUCUUUCGAAAUAUUAGAAAAGGUUGGUCACGGUACUUACAGCACAGUAUACCGCGCCCGCGAUCUCGAAUAUGGCGGGAAGCUAAUGGCAUUAAAGAAAGUAAAGUUCGACAGCUACGAUACCGACAGCGUUGGCUUCAUGGUUCGGGAGAUCGUCGUCCUCCGCCGCCUCGACCACCCGAACAUCAUCAAGCUAGAGGGCCUUAUUACAUCAAGAAUGUCUACAAAUCUCUACCUUGUCUUCAAUUACAUGGACCAUGACUUAUCCGGGCUGUCGUCGCGGCGGCCGUUGCCCGAGCUGCAGAUUAAGCUUUACAUGAAACAGCUCUUCCUCGGCCUCGAUCACUGCCACGGCCGCGGCGUUCUUCAUCGAGACAUAAAAGGAUCGAAUCUUUUGAUCGGUGGCGAUGGAGAGCUUAAAAUAGCCGACUUUGGGUUAGCUAGUUUUGUCGAGAGUCGCCCCAUGACGAGCCACAUCGUCACUCUGUGGUACCGGGCGCCCGAGCUGCUACUCGGGGCAACGCAUUACGGUCCCGCCGUCGAUUUGUGGAGCGCCGGCUGCAUACUGGCGGAGUUGUACGCCGGCGCGCCUAUUAUGCCGGGAAGAAAUGAGGUAGAGCAGUUGCACAAGGUCUUUAAACUCUGCGGAUCGCCUUCGGAGGAGUAUUGGGCGGCGUCGAAGUUGCCGAAUGCUACGAUCUUCAAGCCUCGACAGCGGUAUAAGCGGCGUGUUGCGGAAAUAUUCAAGGAUUUUCCGGCACCGGCCUUAGCACUCGUGCAACGGCUCCUCGCCGUUGAUCCUGCCGAUCGUGGAUCGGCAGCAUCCGCCUUAAAGAGCAAGUUUUUCCGGACAACUUCACAUUCCGAAAAAGUGAUCGAUACGAAGGUCCGAAGCAAGACAAGAGGAUUACGGCGCGAGUCUCUCCCCGUCGCUCUGAUUGAAUACAUUCCAAGUAAGCAAUCAGUUGGGGCUUUCGGGGCAAAGGCUAGAAAGGACAUCAUCGGAGGCGACCGGAGAAGGAUUGGCGCGGAUGCGGGUGAUCUAUCCGGCACAUUGUCCAAUUCGGUUGGUCCGAGGACUAUGAUGUCGGAAGAUUUUCGACAUAUAGGACCGAUGUCAAUACAUGGUCCGAGGCUAAAUACUAGGUUUCUAGGAGUAGCAAAAUCUACGACGAGGCAAAAUGGCGGAGAGAUGGAUAAUGCGAGUGUUGAUCGUCGGCGGCGCUGCGGAGCUGACGGAUCCGCCGCCGGCGAUCGACGCCGAAAUGGCGGCUGUGGAUCGAAUAAGAACCAAAUUUGAUACUCGGGGCCGCUGUUAGCUGAUCUAUUGUUUAAAGAUAUUAAUGAUUUUGGUAUCGAAAAAAUUGUUGGAGGUCAAGUGGGUAAAUAAGAAAAGCAUUGUUGGUUUUAUUUAGUGUGUUUGUUCGGAAU
This is a messenger RNA of Andrographis paniculata, 1895 nucleotides long. Its product is annotated as probable serine/threonine-protein kinase At1g09600. Bases 154 to 1764 code for a protein of 536 amino acids. Gene Ontology annotation, molecular function: RNA polymerase II CTD heptapeptide repeat kinase activity; ATP binding; cyclin-dependent protein serine/threonine kinase activity. Gene Ontology annotation, cellular component: cyclin-dependent protein kinase holoenzyme complex; nucleus. Lineage: Eukaryota; Viridiplantae; Streptophyta; Magnoliopsida; Lamiales; Acanthaceae. The record is from RefSeq and is a predicted model, not a curated record. Gene Ontology annotation, biological process: positive regulation of transcription elongation by RNA polymerase II; protein phosphorylation. The transcript is spliced from 5 exons.